Gigantopelta aegis is the source of this 4442-nucleotide messenger RNA. RefSeq names its product protein DDI1 homolog 2-like. The transcript is spliced from 8 exons. Gene Ontology annotation, biological process: proteolysis. The record is from RefSeq and is a predicted model, not a curated record. Bases 98 to 1477 code for a protein of 459 amino acids. Gene Ontology annotation, molecular function: aspartic-type endopeptidase activity; protein binding. NCBI's taxonomy places the organism in Eukaryota, Metazoa, Mollusca, Gastropoda, Neomphalida, Peltospiridae.
UUUAAGUAAACAACAGGAAGUACGAUUUCGAGGAAGAGUUUUGUUUUGUGUUGUCACAUGUGAUGUUGAUAUUUGUUGUAUCAGGUUUAAACUAGCAAUGCAGAUCACGGUAACGACUUUAUCAGAUCAGAUAUUCACUCUGGAUGUCGGCGAGGACAUGGAACUUGAAAACUUUAAAGCGCUUUGUGAAUUCGAAAGCGGCGUACCGGCUACAGAGAUCGCUAUUCUGUGGAACGGGCGGCCCCUUACCGACAACAAACAAACAUUAAAGCAGUAUGGGGUGAAGGGCGGCGAUGUUCUUCUUCUCCAACACAUGAGGGGGUCAUCGUCACAGCUGGCUGGGAAUCCUGCAAUACAACAAUCAACUAGUCGGACACCAGCUUCAAGUUCAAGUGGCAUUCCAGUAAUAGAUUUUGGCAGCAUCCAGAUUCCCGGACGAGGCACGCCAUCGAGAUCGUCGUCAGCUGUCAAUCAGGGAGUCACUCCGGCCAUGAUGGAAGACCCGGCGUUUGUGAGACAGAUGCUGCUUUCCAACCCCCACCAGCUCUCUCUCCUGAAGGAACGCAAUCCGCCACUAGCAGAUGCACUGGCAUCGGGCAGUGUCGAGAUAUUUAAUAAAGUGUUUAAAGCUCAACAGGAGGAACGGUUUCAGCGGGAUCGAGAGCGCAUUAGACUGGCAACAGCUGACCCAUUUGAUGCUGAAGCUCAGAAAAAAAUAGCCGAAGAAAUCAGGUUGAAGAACGUAGAAUCUAACAUGGAGACGGCCAUGGAGUUUGCUCCAGAGAGUUUCGGUCAAGUCGUCAUGCUGUACGUUGAUUGCCGCGUCAACGGACACGCAGUGAAAGCUUUUGUCGACUCAGGAGCCCAGAUGACGAUCAUGAGUCAGGCGUGUGCUGAGCGGUGUAACAUCAUGCGGCUCGUCGACAAGCGCUGGGCCGGCAUUGCGAAGGGCGUCGGAACGCAGAAGAUCAUUGGCAGAGUUCAUUUAUGUCAGAUACAAAUAGGCCCAGAUUUCUUGCAGUCAUCUUUCUCCAUUUUAGAAGAUCAACCAAUGGACAUGUUGUUAGGACUAGAUAUGUUAAAACGACACCAGUGCUGUUUAGAUUUAAAGAGGAAUGUUUUGGUGAUUGGCACCACAAGCACGGUGACAAAGUUUCUGAGUGAGGGCGACCUGCCUGAACACGCGCGACUCAACCUGCACGCCAGUUCGACGAGCGAGGACGACCAGGAUCUCGCACAGGCCUUAAGUCAGUCGGCCGCGGAAGCAGCCAAACAAACAGGAGAAGGGACGUCAUCAGAUACCCAUGGUGCCUCAGGAUCGCGAAGCGGAAUUCUUGCAUUUUCCGAGAGUGUCGUCUCGGCACUAAUGGCCAACGGGUUUUCCCGACAGGCGGUGCUUGAAGAACUACGAAUAGCGCGCGGAAAUUCCGACCAGGCUUUGGCAGCUUUAUUCGCAAAAUCUUUUCAUAUGCCUUGAUUCUGGAGAAGAAACCAGACAAAAUCUGAAAUCGUGUUGACGUCCUGGGAAAGAAGUGUCACUUACAAACUUGUCUUUUUGAAGAUUUUAAAGUAGCAAUAUCUGGUGGAGAAUACUACACAAUUUUACAGUUAUUCUAUUGUAUUUAAAUAACUUUUAAACAUCCUUCUAAAUGCUGCAAUCUCAAGAAAGUUAUAAUAUUUAUGUAUUUAGCAUAUAUCUAUUUAGUUUUAUUUUCCUUUGGGUUUGUACGGGUUAUGGAAACAGGAAAGUCAUGAAAUUUCUAAAUUAAUGUCAUUCUCCAGGGCUAAAAAGUCCUGCGAUUUGUUAAUUUGGGUCAUGAAAAAUGGAAAAAAUAGUGGAAAUUCGCCCCCCCCCCCUUUUUUUAAAGUAACACAAGAAGAGUGGCAAUUUGCAUCAAAAGAUUGUAAAAUUAAGUUGUUGGUGGCAGAAAAAGUAAUGGAAUUCAGUUGGGAACAAAGUGUAUGAACCCUGUUUGUGUAGUGUUCCAGUUUUGUCUUGCCUUUACAAAGUGAAAAGAGGAGAUAUAGGUUUUACUUUUCUGAUGGCGGUGGUUAUGACAUCAAUGUUUGCGUUAAUGUUAAUGUUUCACAUUUAGACAAGGUUCACAAGUUGUAGGUCAAUGAAACUUGGUUUAUAGUUGCACCUACGGAUGUUCACAGAUCACUGAAUUUUUUUUUUGAUAGGCGAGUCAUUUACUUCCACAGAAUUCUUGUUCAAUUUCCUUUAGAAAUGUUUCUGCAAUCUGGGUCACAUUCAAAGAUGGUUUACACUAUAUGGAGUGUGGUGGUAAAAUUGCCCGAUUUUGUGAUAUUUAUUUGUUGAAUGACCCUUUAAAACUGCUGUUUUAAAAUCCUUAAAACCUAUAAUACAUCUCCAAGUUUGUUUAAUCCAUUCAUUUCUAAAUGCAUGGGGGAUUGAAAAUCAAAUUAAUAUUUAGCUCCCCUCUUCCUUCCCAGUCACUGUCAUCUUCCGAUGCCCGUGUAUACACUAAUGGUACUAAUUUACAUUUGACAUCAGUUUUUUUAAUCCGUGUUCUUCAGUUAUUUUUUCCAUUAACUUUCAGGUUGUUUGACUUUACACAUAAGUACAUGCCAUGGAGUAGUUACAUAUUUGUCAGCCCUCGGUAAAUUGUGAGAAUAAUCGUUUCAUUCGCACAUCGCUUUUUUUAUUCUCACGUUAAAUUUAGGAUACACAAUUUACAUGGUCAUGAUGAGGUAAAGAAAGAAGAAUUGGGUUACCUGGAUUUUUUUUUUGCUCAACCUGUAAAUGAUUACACAUAAAUUUUAAGUUCUCAGAGGUUUUUUUUUAGCAAUUGUAUGAUACCAUGCAUCAUUAUUAAAUUUAUUUAUCAGUGCUGUGGACGUAAUUACAAAAAAUAUUUACACAUCAAAUUGGGAAUUUUCAGUGCCACUUGCUUUUGAGAUCAGUUAUCUGCUCGGUACUGCGGAAUGCCUGGCUAAAUCCAUGUACUAGAUACUCAUUUUCUAUCCACUCUGCUUUUUAAAACAUCAGUCACCAACAAAACAAUAUGCAGACAUUUUUUUUUGACACUACACUCAUAUAUAAAUGAGAUGAAUGAUGAAGCUGCAGUAUUUCCAGUUUAUGCCAUUCAAAAAUUAUGUAACCCUUUGGGCGGGGGAUGGUGCGUUACGAUCCUUACGGUAUGUAAUUUUUUAAGAAGUGGUCUUAGCCGUACACAAUAUUAAUGGUGAUCAUACCCCAUCAUACCCAAUUAGGCUUCACUUACACUCUUGGUGGUCAUAUCCCAUAGAUUACAACAGCUAUUAUACGAUCAAGCAUAAAUUAAACCUUGGCUCAUACAUUUAAAGAAAACCCAACAUAUUUGCUUCAUAUUUAGAACAAUAAAAAGAAUAUAUCCAAAAUCAGAGUCUGCAGCCUGCUGUCCAGUAACAUGCAGAAAGCUGGGGGGUUUUUCCAUAUCUGCAUUUUGAAAUUAAAUUUGACGUUGAAGAGUAAUUUUAUACCAAAAGUAAAUACUUCGCCCUGUGAUGUCACUGCACUAAAAAAAACCUGUGCACAGAAAAAUUACUAUAAAUUGACUUUUUGGGUUGUUUUUUUUUAGUUCUCAGAUGCUCAUGUGCAGUAUAUGGAAAAGAUACUGUGUAUAUGCAUUGUAUCGAUACAGCAGGGCUUCUAGAAUUCUUUUAAAAUCCACUAGCCAAGAUAUCGGUGAUUAAAAAAAUUUACUAGCCACGGUUAAAAAUUCACUAGCCCUGUUUUACUUUAAGUUAAUACAAUUUUACUAAAUCAUAGUAAUAAUCAGAUAUGUCGCCUAAAGAGGGAGAUCGAGCUUAAAACACUAAUGUUAGGAGCUUGGGUGAGGUCAUGAUAUUCAUAUUUGCAACAUUUGACAAAAAAAUAUUUCACUAGCCGUCGGGCAUGGCAAUAGUAGUUAUUUACUAGCCCAACAUUGAAUAUCACUAGCCAUGGCAGUGGGGCUACCAUAAUCUAGAAACCCUGCGAUACACCUGCACAAAAUCGUAUUAAAUUAAAAGUCGGCCUUAUAGAAAAAGUGUAACAUGAGACCAUCCCUUACGGAAAAUACUUGUUUACAUGUAUAGGCUAUUAUAUAUAAUGGACUACUCGAUAUAUCAUCAAUAUUAUUGUGUGUCAUCUCUCUUGCAUAUAUAUGUCAUCAGAAACUUGUAAAUGGUUAUCCAAAGAUUUCAGGGUUAUUAUUAUUUUAUUUAUAAUUUUUCUGCUUUGUAAGAUACUAAUUGGAACAGUUGAUGUUAAUAUUGUCAGAAUUCCAUGUUGCGCUUGAACUCCAAGGUUACAGGUGUGUUUAUACGGUGCAUGUACGUGUGGAUGUUCUGUGUCAGGUAUAUGUGUAUCAUGUCAUGUAUGUUCAUGCAAGUAUAUCUUGCUGGUUUGGAUAAAUGAAUUUCAACAUAUCACUAUAAAGAUGUCAUUAAUUCAA